Molecule: messenger RNA, 1152 nt
Organism: Ceratina calcarata
Lineage: Eukaryota; Metazoa; Arthropoda; Insecta; Hymenoptera; Apidae
Exons: 1
Coding region: 1-1152 (383 amino acids)
Molecular function (GO): catalytic activity
Source: RefSeq, a predicted model, not a curated record
AUGUCUCACGCCGCACACUUGCUGCUCGUACAGCGCUGUGACGAAACUAAAACAGACAUCGGAAUAAUCAGCGAACCGAGGAGAAAUCCAGGGAAAAACUGGAUUUCCGAUCCAAGCGGUUUAGCUGCGAUUUUCGUUAACAACAACGACCUAGCGUCCUCGUUCCAGGUAAUAAGCUCUUUUGACGGUUUCGUCCUCGUAGGCAACCAGCAUCUCCGGAUUGGGGGAUGCUACUUCUCACCAAAUGGCACCCCACUAGCCUUCGAACGAUACCUUAAAAAGAUAAACAAGACCUUGAGGAAAGAAAACUAUAGAACCCCAAUAAUUAUUGGAGGAGACUUUAAUGCCCACAAUAAAAAAUGGGGAAGUAAGAAAAACAACGCAAAAGGAAAAACUCUUGAAAGAUGGGCUGGCACGAAUAGGCUCUUCCUAAUAAACAGAGGGAACGCCCCGACGUGCAUUAGGCAACACGGUUCGUCAAUAGUGGACAUAACGUGGGCGAACGAGGAAGCAAGGAAAAGAAUAUACGACUGGCAGGUUCAGGAAGGUGUCGAAACACUCUCGGAUCAUGCCUACAUAUCCAUGUCCGUCCGCUACGACAAGUCAGCCCCAGGAAACAUGAAAAACACGAGUUCACAGUACUUCCCAAGGUGGAACGUCAAAAAAUUUGACUCUGACCUCUGCAAAGCGCUCCUCCUCAUAGAAACGUGGAACCCCAAAAGAGCCAACCAAAUAAACCUGAAAGAAGAAAUAAAUAAGUUAGAAGACGCCCUUACGAGAGCAUGUAAUCUUUCAAUGCCUAAAAAGAAAAUGCUCUCGACAAAACCACCAAAUGACUGGUGGAACGAUGAACUAUCAACUCUUCGACAGGAUUGCCAGAGAAAGAGGAGAACCUGGCAAAAGUCGAGAAAGAAACAAAAUCAGAACACGGACGAAUCACAGAUGAAAUACGAACACUACAAGGAAGCGAAAUUGCACUUAAUAAAAGCUAUAAUGGCAGCAAAACGACAAACUUGGAAAAGGUUACUCGAAACUUUAGACAAUGACCCAUGGGGCAAGCCCUAUAAGUGGACGAAAAAAAUGAGGGACAAUUGCUCGACCAGGGCAUAUUCGUGCAGCGGAAGUGUUUCCGCUGACGAAUUUAUAUUCUAA